AUGCACUUGCCAUCUUUGACUGCAUGCGUCCUGCUUCUUAGCUCUGGUGCAACUGCACUCAGACAUGGCGAGCAGGACAACGGGGUGGUCCAGGCACUGUGGGAGGCACCUCACGUCGCCGCCCAUCAUCAACGUCGGGACGGCUUCAUCAUCGCUGAUGGUAAGCGCAUCAGCCGCAGAACGCACGCAAAGCUUCACGCCCGUCAACCGCCGCCGCCACCUCCUCCGGCUCCGGGCCCGCCGCCGCCGCCUCCGCCUGGUGGGGGUGCUGGUAGCUCCUGGAAGGACAAGCCUAGUGCACCGAGCCACGUCGAGAUCAAGGUGGGCGAUCUCUGGCGCGGAGAGACCUUCCGGAAACCCGAAGACGUCCGGAAAGCGGGCGGCUUCGAGUCCCACGCCAAGCGAAUCUUUGAGGGAACUCACCCGGACUACAAGACGGGGAUGACGCAAGAGGCGUUCAAGAUGGGCAGCAGCGUGUACCACCACUCCAAGAAGACGUGCUCCUGCUCUUCCUACGUCUCCAUGAGCGCCAGCAAGGAUGAGGCGACCAACUUUGCGAGCAAGCAGACCGCGGAGAAGACGUACGUCUACAAGAUCCGCCCAGAGACCAACAAGGUCGUCGAUGUCGCGGGCUCUCUCGGCGGCGACAGACAUCUCACGUGGACCAAGGAAAAGGAGAUUGCCGGUGUCUACGAGGUGCCGUGGAAGCAGGUCCUCGGUUGGCACGAAGGCACGCCGACCAAGGCCGAAGGAGGAGGCAGCGAAAUCGUCUUCAGUGAAUUCAUCAACAAGGGCGACGUUUACCCCGACGACCCCCUCCCCGAAGAGGUUCCCUUGACUGGGGAGUUUGAGAUUCGGUCUGAGCUCGCCGGCUUCCCCGAGGGCCAUCUCGGAAGAAAAGAGUCGCCGUGGAAGAAGUUCAACGACGUGCCGGUCGAGGGGUGGCUGAACGAGUACAUGCUGGAAAGAACCUUCAACAAGGACAAGGCCAAGUUCAAGGAGGCGCGCAAGGGGGAGGAAUGGGCAAACUUGCCCUGCAGCAGCCCCAAGCGCAAGAGAGCAGGCGCCCCCGCGGGAUGCGAUCGUGUCAACAAGCAAGGCGUCGAGGGCGAGGAGAUUGCGAAGCCAGGCAAUGGCGAGGGCGAGGAGACUGCAAAGCCAGACAAUGUCGAGGACGGAUUGGGCCUCGACGGAGAAAAGGCGCCCGGCUCCGGUUCCGGUUCCGAUGUGGCAGAACUUCCCGAGAUCACCGAGAAGUGGGCAACCACGGCUGAAGAAAUCUCCAAGCGCGAGUUCACUGACCUCGCCACCUCCCGCGGCCUGGCAAAGGUGGCCAAGGAGAAGUUCUCCCAGACGCUUACCGAGUUGCGCGGCAAGUGGUUGGGCUACACGGCACUCACGAAAACCUCCCCCAAGUUCAAGACUAUUUACGGCAUCGCGGGAAAGCUGGCGAAGCCCCUCGAGAAGAUUGGCACUCCCCUCUGGGUUUUUGGAGUCGUCGACGCCUUUGCUCGCGACGCGUCCGCCUUGGAAAAAGCUGCUGCCAUCACGGCUCUCAUCCCCUUUGUCGGCUGCACGGUGGACGCGGCCGCCAAGGGGUCCAAGGGCAAGAUCAGCCCCCUCGACACGACCCUGUGCUAUCUCGCGGACGGACUCAUGUUCACCCCGCUGUGGCCGGCCGCCCUCGUCAUCCAGGCGGUCCGGGCCAUCAUCAACGCCUUCAUCCCCCCGGACGUGCCCUCGCCCGAGAAGCUGCAUGAGAAGCGCGACAAGGAGUGGCGCAACUUCCUCGACAACACCAUCUACACGUACAUCUACUCGGACGAGUUCGCGACCCCGGAGAAGACGUUCCGCGAAAAGAUGAACAGCACCUUCGUGGCCGAGGCCGCUCUCGUCAUCUCCGACAUGGCGGACAGCAUCGGCGUGACCAACGCAACCGGGCAGAGCGCCAUGGAGGCCGAGAAGGACGCCGGCAGGAAGGCCACCAUCCUCAACGGCACCCAGACCGCGAUCGCGGAGCUGCGCGCGGGCGUCGAUACCGAGAUCCGGCGCCGGCAGCGCAAGGCCGUGCUGGAGCUGCCGGAAAAGCUCACCACCAGCUCCGGCGUCUCCCUCAAGCCGCUGGCCAAGACCUUCCAGGACGAGUACAUUGCCAACCUCCAGUCCGCCGAGUUCAAGAAGAAGUACACGGACAUUCUGAAGAUCAACGCGGCCGACGUGGAGGACAAGGUCAACAAGGCCGUCACGUACAUUCAGCCCAAGGCGGUCGCGCUGCCGACCCUGUUCGACGUCGCGUACGUCGUCGGGCAGUCCAAGGCGCUGGAGGACAUUGACCCGAACGCCCUGUCCGCGCGGGAGUUCAUCAUGGACAACACCAAGAACCUCACGGAGAACAAGGUCAACAUUUACGCGCUGCACCACACGCUGCAGAUCGCGAAGCUGCUCCGGGGCGCGCUCGACGGCGGCGAGGGGGCGCUGGACACGCGCUGGCCAACGUCCGACACGGCGCCGACGCGGCCGCUGCAGCUGCUCAUCGCCAUGCGGUACGGGCGCAUCUACGAGGAGAACAAGAUGGCGUGGAUCAGGAAGGAAAGGAAGGGCGUCCUGGGUCUUUUCGCGGGGGCCAACGACCCCGGCGAGAUUCACUGGGCCAGCCACCCCAACAUCCCGCCCGUCAAGGCCCCCAAGGCGGAGAACGAGAAGCUCUCGUACCUGGGCAUCAUCCUCGGGCUGAGCGAGGAGAUCGUCCGGAACACGCCACGCGGAGUGCAGCCGUUCGGGUUCAAGGACCUGGCGCAGAACGCGGAUCUGCUGCUGGCCCUGCUGAAGCUGGACGUGCACGCGACCGCCAACAAGCAAUCGGGGGCUGCUGGCAAGGCUGAGGACGAGAAGCCCAAGAUGAUGCGGCUGUGA
Cordyceps fumosorosea ARSEF 2679 is the source of this 2913-nucleotide messenger RNA. RefSeq names its product Heat-labile enterotoxin, A chain. Gene Ontology annotation, molecular function: toxin activity. The transcript has a single exon. The coding region runs from base 1 to 2913 and encodes 970 amino acids. The record is from RefSeq and is a predicted model, not a curated record. NCBI's taxonomy places the organism in Eukaryota, Fungi, Ascomycota, Sordariomycetes, Hypocreales, Cordycipitaceae.